Molecule: messenger RNA, 1041 nt
Organism: Arachis ipaensis
Lineage: Eukaryota; Viridiplantae; Streptophyta; Magnoliopsida; Fabales; Fabaceae
Source: RefSeq, a predicted model, not a curated record
AUGCUAGAGGCAAUGCGCCGGCAGGACGAUGCUGGUAGCCAUCCUGAUCAUGUUUCUUAUACCACCGUGGUUUCGGCACUUGUGAAGGCUGGUUACAUGGACAGGGCACGGCAAGUUCUUGCUGAAAUGAUGAGGAUUGGCGUGGCGGCGAAUCGGGUAACAUAUAAUGUUCUUCUUAAGGGUUAUUGCAAUCAAUUUCAGAUAGAUAAAGCAAGAGAGUUGAUUAAGGAGAUGGUUGAUGAUAGAGGUAUUCAGCCUGAUGUGGUGUCCUAUAAUAUACUCAUUGAUGGGUGCAUAUUGGUUGAUGACAGUGCUGGGGCUCUCGGCUUCUUCAAUGAAAUGAGAACAAGAGGGAUAGCUCCCACCAAGAUUAGUUACACGACUUUGAUGAAAGCUUUCGCAUUCUCUGGUCAGCCGAAGCUGGCUCACAAGGUCUUCGAUGAAAUGUUGAAUGAUCCUCGAGUGAAGGUGGAUGUGAUCGCAUGGAACAUGUUGGUCGAAGGGUAUUGUAGGUUGGGUUUGGUUGAAGAAGCAAAGAAAGUGAUUCAAAAGAUGAAGGACGAGGGGUUCCACCCUGAUGUGGGAACUUACGGAAGCUUUGCAAAUGGAAUCGCAUUGGCAAGAAGGCCAGGAGAGGCACUUUUGCUUUGGAAUGAAGUGAAGGAGAGGUGGGAGAUGGUAAAAAAAGGUUCGAAACAUAAUUCUUGUGUUCCUCCAUUGAAGCCAGAUGAAGGGCUUUUGGAUACCUUGGCUGAUAUAUGUGUGAGGGCUGCAUUCUUUAGAAAGGCUUUGGAGAUUGUGGCUUGCAUGGAAGAAAAUGGUAUAUCUCCAAACAAGACCAAGUUUACUAGAAUCUAUGUGGAGAUGCAUUCAAGAAUGUUCACGAGCAAGCAUGCUUCAAGGGCAAGGCAAGACAGGAGAAUAGAGAGGAAAAGGGCAGCUGAGGCUUUUAAGUUUUGGCUUGGGUUGCCAAAUUCUUAUUAUGGAAGUGAGUGGAGGUUAGAACCUAUUGAGGGCUAUGAUGAUACCACCUCCUCAUAG